Molecule: messenger RNA, 1179 nt
Organism: Coccinella septempunctata (seven-spotted ladybird)
Lineage: Eukaryota; Metazoa; Arthropoda; Insecta; Coleoptera; Coccinellidae
Gene: Non2
Product: upstream activation factor subunit spp27
Exons: 4
Coding region: 112-900 (262 amino acids)
Cellular component (GO): nucleus
Source: RefSeq, a predicted model, not a curated record
AUAUUAUCCGCAAAACGUAGCUGCGCAGUGCACUUCUUGAGCACUGCUGCACAAACAUAUCAGUGUUGAUCUUUUAUCCUUGUUGGUUGUGUUACUUCUCUAUUCAUCGACAUGGCUGAUAUAUCUGAAGAAGAGCUGCAAAAAGAAAUUGCCGCAAUCCUUGAGGAUGCUGAUCUGUCUAAAACUUCUGUAAAGAAGGUUAGACAAGAGCUUGAGAAGAAACUAGACUGCAACCUUCUAUCCAGGAAAGAAGAAAUAGACAACUUAGUGAUGGAAUUUAUAGAAAAUAAGAAGAAGGAUGAAGAGGAAGAUGAUGAAGAAGAGGAUGAGGAGGAGGAAGAUGAAGAAGAGGAUUCCGACUCUGAUAAGAAGAAGAAACGUGGGUCGACUGGAAAGAAACCUCCAGCCAAAAAGAGCAAAAAAGCUGUUGCAAAAUCUCGUCCCAAAGAUGAUUCCGAGGAUGAAGAUUCAGACGCAAGUGAGCCAUCUAAAGACGGUGACUCUGAAGAGGAGUACUCUCCAAAGAAGUCCAGCAAGGGAAAACCUUUCAAGACCAGGAAACUGCCUCCUAAGAAGAAGAAGGGUUCCGAGUCGGACUCUGAUGAGGAUUGGGGAAAAGGACAAAAGGCUAAGAAGGGGGGUGGAGCAAAACGUGGAGGUGGAGGUUAUACCAAACAAAUGACACUUUCAAAAGAAUUAGCUGCUCUUGUUGGCCAAGAAUCCAUGGCAAGGCAUGAAGUUGUCAAGAAAAUGUGGGCAAUCAUUAAAGAACGGGAUUUGUAUGACCCAAAUAACAAACAGUUCGCUAUCUGCGAUGACGCACUCUUUAAAGUAAUAGGAGUCAAACGCUUCAGAACAUUUGGAAUGAUGAAAUAUUUAAAAAAUCAUUUCAUUUCAUAAAUGUUUUCGCAAAAUUCCAACAUGUUUUAUAAUAGUUAUAAGAUAAAUUUUCAAAAACAAAACUUAGAAUGUGUGUGUAUUCUUGUAUGGUGUUGAACUGAUUUGAAUUUAUUGUUUUGAAAAAAAAAAUUGUGCACUAUGCAAUUUUCUGUAAACCUCAAGUUAUGCAUUUUAGAUUGUAUAUUGGUUCAGAAUGAAAUUUGUGAUAAUUUUUAAAUCAUUAGGAUUUUGGAGACAUAUUGUGUUCAGAGAUAGUUCUUCAAUAAACUUACACUUCAA